GUUCUUCUAUGGCAAUAUGUGUGCAAAUGCUUCCCAAGGAUGCUAUACUUAAAAGAAAAGGGAAGAUGGGUUUCUUUCGAAACAAUUUUGAUAUUUUUCUACAUGAAAUCCACUGCUUUUAACGAUUCUAGGCAUUGUUCCUUGUGCAAAUGGGCGACCUAACCCAACAUCCAACCUAACCUAACCCCAUGGUAUAUAUUCCCUAGUCAGGGGGCUCUGCCCCCUGGACCCCCAGGGUAAUAUAUAUACCUAGCACCCUUGGGAAGCAUUUGCACACAUAUUGCCAUAGAAGAACUUUGUCUUGGUUUGUAUUGCUCUAUCAUUUCAUGUAGGUUUUAUUACCCAACUCUGCCACUACCUUAUACUACAUAUUGUCCAAAAAUUUAUCUGUACCUUAUCUGGCAAUACUGACUCACAGUGUAGUGUUGAUGGCAUCUGUCAGUGCAGCAAUUGCAAAAAGAUUUCAAGAAACUUAAGCCAGGGACUGUAGACAUAAAAAGAAAAUUUACAUUGUACUACAUGCUGGUAGGAAGCAAACUUUACUGAAAGAAGUGCAACAAGUUUUUGUACUGGCCACAUUCGCCAAGGAAAUUAGAUCUUGUAAUAUGUAGCCUAUGGCAGAAAUAAAGAAAACGGGUGAGAAGCAGUGAGUAGCCAUGAAGUCAUUUCUCAGCCUUGGUAUGGGGAAACCGGCCCCAGUGUUGGAAUCCCCAAAGCCUGCGAGUGGCAUUCUUCCACAUGGGGAAGAAGACGCCCUUGCAAAUCUAUGGGUUGACAUUAUUAAAUCAGAGACUGCAUGUUGUAAGCUUAUCAGUGAAGUGAGGAACUACAGGGAUUCCAUCAAGGAGGUACAAGAAGCAGAGGAAAAGCUGUUGAAAGACUUAGGGACCUCGGGCCUUGGCGCAGUUUCUCCCCAACUGCAGCAGGCUAGUGAUGAGUAUCUCUCCGUAGUAAUGGAGAUGAAGAGCAAGAGUGAAGAAACAAGUGUAGGCAUACAAGAGGUGUUAGGAGAUCCCAUCAAGCAGUACCAUGUGCUCUUUGAGCCACUGGAUGCUCUGCGAAAGCGUCGGGAUGCUCAGUUAAUGGUUGUGCAGAAGUGCCAGGACAAGCUGGAUAAACUGAAAUUGAAGGGCAAACGCAACACUGAUGUCAUUGUAGAACGUGAGUCAGCCAUGGCCGUUCUACGAGAGCUGAACGGGAAGCUGUUGAAAGAAGCGAAACAUUUUCAUGAUCUGCGACAGCCAUACUUACAGCCUUGCAUAUUGGCCUAUGUGCAAAGCCAGGUGGACUACUAUGGGACAGCAAAUGCACAAUUUAACAGUCAAGUCCAGAUCAGUCGAGGAGUUCAUCAGAUCAAAGACAGUGAAUACGAAGCUGUGAUGGGAGAGCAGCUAAAGAAAAUAAAAUCCCUAAAUAUUGUAGCUGCUUAAGUUAAUUGAA
Molecule: messenger RNA, 1440 nt
Organism: Penaeus indicus
Lineage: Eukaryota; Metazoa; Arthropoda; Malacostraca; Decapoda; Penaeidae
Exons: 7
Coding region: 657-1430 (257 amino acids)
Biological process (GO): actin cortical patch localization; plasma membrane tubulation; endocytosis
Cellular component (GO): actin cortical patch
Molecular function (GO): lipid binding
Source: RefSeq, a predicted model, not a curated record